CACUUAAGCUGCAAAAUACUGGUCGUAGCGCAACAAGUUGUGGACCACGGAAUUGAUCGAAGAGUCAUCUCUGAUCACUCCAACUGAUUGAAGUGCAAGUGCACCUAUCACCUAUGGAAAACUGCUGUGUGCAAGAGCUGGCCGCCGGCACCGUCGGGGCGCCCGACGUGCCCAGCCGGUACAUCGUGCGCGGCCACCAGGACCAGCAGCUCGCCACGACGGUCGUAGCGCCGGUCCCUGUUAUCAACCUCGGCCUCCUUUCCAAGCAGGACGGCGGCGCUGCUGAUGAGGCAGCGAAGCUCCGGUCAGCUAUCGAUUCCUGGGGCCUCUUCCUGAUCAGUAACCACGGCGUAGACGUGGCCGUCAUGGACAGCAUGAUGGCCGCGACGCGGGAGUUUUUCCGGCAACCGCUUGAAGAGAAGCAGAGGCAAAGCAACCUGAUCGGAGAUGAUCAGUACGAGGGGUACGGGAACUACGAGGGGUAUGGGAACGACCAGGUGUCCUCGCCGGACCAGACCCUGGACUGGACUGACCGUCUCUACCUCAAGGUGGAGCCCGAGGACGAGCGGCGCAUUGCCCUCUGGCCAACGCAUCCCGAAAGCUUCAGGGAUGUUCUGCACGAGUUCACAAAGAAAUGUGGGGCAGUGAAGGACGAUCUUCUCCGGGCAAUGGCGAAGCUGCUGGAGCUUGACGACGACGACUACUUCGUGGACCAGCUUGUGGUGAAGCCCCUCACUAAUGUUAGAUGCGGCUACUACCCGGUGUGUCCGAGGCCGGAGCUCGUGUUCGGCCUCACGCCCCACUCCGAUGGAACCAUUGUUACUAUACUCAUGGUUGACGACAGCGUCGGUGGCCUGCAAGUUCUCAGAGAUGGGGUCUGGUGGGAUGUACCAAUCGUGCCUCACACACUGCUGAUGAUUUUAGGAGACCAAAUGGAGAUAAUGACCAAUGGGAUCUUUAAGAGCCCUGUGCAUAGGGUCAUGACAAACACAAAGAAAGAGAGGCUAUCUGUGGUUCUUGACUACUCUGUUGAUUCUGAGAGAGAAAUCGAGCCGUCGGCUCAACUUGCCAAUGAGAAGAGACCAGCCUUGUACAGAAAAGUGCAGGUCAAAGACUACAUUGUGGAACACUACAAUCAUUUUUCUCAAGGGAAAGAAGUCGUUAUGGGUAAGCUGAAGAUAUAACUAUGUGUGGGGCAAUGAAGAUAUAACUAUGUAUGGUACCGGGGGUUUCUUGCUAAAAACGUGGUCAUUUUGCCACACAUAUAUAUUUGUAUCGUUACAAUGCAAGUGUGUAUUUAAUCCAAUUGUUCAACAUCACAUGUUGUUUCAAGUUUUCGCAUGCUAAUAAAAAGAAAUAAAGUGGCAAUAUCAUUAAUGUAU
Hordeum vulgare subsp. vulgare (domesticated barley) is the source of this 1382-nucleotide messenger RNA. Its product is annotated as codeine O-demethylase-like. The transcript is spliced from 5 exons. NCBI's taxonomy places the organism in Eukaryota, Viridiplantae, Streptophyta, Magnoliopsida, Poales, Poaceae. Bases 114 to 1184 code for a protein of 356 amino acids. The record is from RefSeq and is a predicted model, not a curated record.